AUGGAUCCCAUCGCUGAGAAUUCGUCAAACACCUUGGUGGGCGGCGGAGUUGUGAAGCUUGACCCCUGGCUGGCGCCUUUCCAGGACUCGCUAAAGCGACGCUUUAGCAAAGCCCAAGAGUGGAUCAAGCGAAUCGAGGACACGGAGGGCGGUUUAGACAAGUUCAGCAAGGGAUCGGAACUCUUUGGGCUGCAAGUGAAGGGAGAUGGAAGCAUUGCCUACAGGGAGUGGGCUCCCAACGCCGUCAAGGCUUCCCUUAUUGGCGACUUCAACAAAUGGGACAAGAACACCCAUCCCAUGAAGAAGAACGAAUACGGCGUUUUUGAGAUUACCGUUCCUCCAACAGCCGACGGCAAGCCGGCCAUCCCCCACAACUCGAAGAUCAAGAUUACCCUCGAACUGCCCACGGCAGAAUGGGUCGACAGGCUGCCCGCCUGGAUUAACUAUGUCACGCAGGACAUCUCUGUCUCUCCCGCGUACGACGCCCGCUUCUGGAACCCGCCGGCCGCGGACCGCUACUCCUUCAAGCACACGAGGCCGCAGAAGCCGGCCAGCCUGCGCAUCUACGAGGCCCACGUCGGCAUCUCGUCCCCGGAGCUGCGCGUCACCACCUACAAGGAGUUCACCAAGAACAUGCUCCCGCGCAUCAAGAGCCUGGGAUACAACGCCAUCCAGCUCAUGGCCAUCAUGGAGCACGCGUACUAUGCCAGCUUCGGCUACCAGGUGAACAACUUCUUCGCCGCCAGCAGCCGCUACGGCGAGCCCGAGGACCUGAAGGAGUUGGUGGAUGUGGCGCACAGCCUCGGCUUGGUGGUUCUACUUGACGUGGUGCACAGCCAUGCGUCCAAGAACGUGCUGGAUGGGCUGAAUGAGUUCGACGGGAGUGAUCAUCAGUACUUCCACGCGGGUGCCAAGGGAAGACACGAGCUCUGGGAUAGCCGGCUGUUCAACUAUGGCCACCACGAGGUUAUGCGUUUCUUGCUGAGCAACCUGCGGUUCUGGAUGGACGAGUACCAAUUCGACGGCUUUCGGUUUGAUGGUGUCACCAGCAUGCUUUACACGCACCACGGCAUUGGAACCGGCUUCUCCGGCGGGUACCACGAGUACUUCGGUGCUGGCGUCGACGAGGAGGCGGUGGUUUACCUCAUGAUCGCCAACGAGAUGCUCCAUGAGCUGUACCCAGAUGUCAUCACUGUGGCCGAGGAUGUCUCAGGAAUGCCGGCGCUGUGCCUGCCGCUGUCUCUGGGUGGCGUUGGGUUCGAUUACAGACUGGCCAUGGCCAUCCCCGACAUGUGGAUCAAGAUCCUGAAGGAAAAGAAGGACGAGGACUGGGAUAUCGGCAAUAUUUGCUUUACGCUGACCAACCGUCGUCACGGAGAGAAGACGAUCGCUUACGCCGAGAGCCACGACCAGGCUCUGGUCGGCGACAAGUCGCUCAUGAUGCAUCUCUGCGACGCCGAGCUCUACACGAACAUGUCGACCCUCGCACCCCUAACCCCCGUCAUCGACCGCGGCAUGGCCCUGCACAAGAUGAUUCGGCUCCUGACGCACGGCCUAGGAGGCGAGGGUUGGCUCAACUUCGAGGGUAACGAGUUUGGCCACCCGGAGUGGCUCGACUUCCCGCGCGAGGGCAACCAGAACUCGUUCUGGUACGCUCGCCGGCAGCUGAACCUAACUGAAGACACCCUCCUGCGCUACCAGUUCCUCAACAACUUUGACCGCUCCAUGAACGUCUGCGAGGGCAAGUACGGCUGGCUGCAUGCGGCCCAGGCCUUCAUCUCGCUCAAGCACGAGGGCGACAAGGUUAUUGUUUUUGAGCGGGGCGGGCUGGUGUUUGUCUUCAACUUCCACCCCACCCAGAGCUUUACCGAUUACCGCAUUGGCAUCGAGGCUGCCGGCACCUACCGGAUCGUGCUGGAUUCGGACACCAAGGACCAUGGCGGCUUCUGUCGCCUGGACGAGGGCACUCGUUUCUUUACGCAGCCGCUCGACGGCAUUUCCGCCUUUGCCCGGACAGCCCGUCCGUCGUUCGCCGCGGCGACUCGUCGCGCCGUUCGCCCGGCCAGCCUCAACUUCCGGGCCCCCGCCCUCAGCAGGUUCGCCAGCACGGCCGGUGUUGGUGAUGGCAAGAUCUACCAGGUCAUCGUCAAGUUCGAUACCGACAAGCUCCCCCCCAUUCUCAACGCCCUUGAGACCACCAACAAUGGCCAGAAGCUCGUUCUCGAGGUCUCGCAACAUCUCGGCGAGAACGUCGUGAGGUGCAUUGCCAUGGACGGUACUGAGGGUCUGGUUCGUGGUGCCAAGGCUGCUGAUACUGGUGCUCCCAUCACCAUCCCUGUCGGCCCCGCCACUCUCGGCCGUAUCAUGAACGUCACCGGUGACCCGAUCGACGAGCGUGGGCCCAUCAAGACUGACAAGUUCCUGCCCAUUCACGCCGAGGCUCCCGAGUUCGUUGACCAGUCGACGACUGCCGAGAUUCUGGUGACGGGUAUCAAGGUCGUGGAUCUGCUCGCCCCCUACGCUCGUGGUGGAAAGAUUGGUCUCUUCGGUGGUGCCGGUGUCGGCAAGACCGUCUUCAUUCAGGAGCUUAUCAACAACAUCGCCAAGGCCCACGGUGGUUACUCCGUCUUCACCGGUGUCGGCGAGCGUACCCGUGAGGGUAACGAUCUGUACCACGAAAUGCAGGAGACCUCCGUCAUUCAGCUCGACGGCGAGUCCAAGGUCGCCCUCGUGUUCGGUCAGAUGAACGAGCCCCCCGGAGCCCGUGCCCGUGUCGCCCUUACCGGUGUAAUGCUUCUCUUCAUCGACAACAUUUUCCGUUUCACCCAGGCCGGUUCCGAGGUGUCUGCCCUUUUGGGUCGUAUCCCCUCUGCCGUCGGUUACCAACCCACUCUCGCCGUCGACAUGGGUGGUAUGCAAGAGCGUAUUACCACCACCAAGAAGGGCUCCAUUACCUCCGUCCAGGCCGUCUACGUCCCCGCUGACGAUUUGACUGAUCCUGCCCCCGCCACCACCUUCGCCCAUUUGGACGCCACCACUGUCUUGUCCCGUGGUAUCUCCGAGUUGGGUAUCUACCCCGCCGUCGACCCCCUCGACUCCAAGUCUCGUAUGCUCGACCCCCGUAUUGUCGGCCAAGAGCACUACGACAUCGCCUCGCGCGUCCAGCAGAUCCUCCAGGAGUACAAGUCGCUGCAGGACAUCAUUGCCAUUCUCGGUAUGGACGAACUGUCGGAAGCCGACAAGCUUACCGUCGAGCGCGCCCGUAAGAUCCAGCGUUUCCUGAGCCAGCCCUUCACUGUCGCCCAGGUCUUCACUGGUAUCGAGGGCAAGCUCGUCGACCUCAAGGACACGAUCAACUCGUUCAAGUCCAUCCUGGCCGGUGAGGGUGACGACCUUCCCGAGGGUGCUUUCUACAUGGUUGGUGACUUUGCGUCGGCGCGGGAGAAGGGUGAGAAGAUUCUGGCUGAGCUCGAGCAGAGCGCUUAA
This is a messenger RNA of Chaetomium fimeti, 3486 nucleotides long. Its product is annotated as alpha-glucan branching enzyme. The transcript is spliced from 14 exons. NCBI's taxonomy places the organism in Eukaryota, Fungi, Ascomycota, Sordariomycetes, Sordariales, Chaetomiaceae. The coding region runs from base 1 to 3486 and encodes 1161 amino acids. Gene Ontology annotation, biological process: proton transmembrane transport; proton motive force-driven ATP synthesis; glycogen biosynthetic process. Gene Ontology annotation, cellular component: cytoplasm. Gene Ontology annotation, molecular function: proton-transporting ATP synthase activity, rotational mechanism; ATP binding; cation binding. The record is from RefSeq and is a predicted model, not a curated record.